GAUCCAGAGAACACCGGUUUCAUCGCAGUGGAGAACUUCACCAACCUGGUGGAGCACCAUGAGCUGCAGCUGGACCCGUCCAAACUGGACAUGCUGUUCGCUUUGGUCCAGAGCAAUGAAGAAGGACAGGUCUGCUACCAGGAGCUCAUUGAGCUGAUGAGCAGUAAGCGCUCCAGCAGUUUCCGUCGGGCCAUUGCCAAUGGCCGCCGCACGCUGCAGAGGGAGAUCCUGCUGGACGAGACGGGCCUGGGCGUCUACAAACGCUUCGUGCGCUACGUGGCCUACGAGAUCCUGCCCUGUGAGACCGACCGGCGCUGGUACUUCCACCAGAACCGCCUGUGCCCGCCGCCGGUCUUCAUGGCCAUCGUCACCAUUGUCCAGAUCAUUGUGUUUAUGUGUUACGGGGUCAUGCUGAACAAGUGGGUUCUGCAGACCUACCAGCCCGACUUCAUGAAGAGUCCCCUGGUUUACCAUCCGGGCCACCGGGCUCAAGUGUGGCGGUUCUUCAGCUACAUGUUCAUGCAUGUUGGGUUGGAGCAGCUCGGUUUCAAUGCUCUCCUCCAGCUGAUGAUCGGCGUCCCGCUGGAAAUGGUCCAUGGCAUCUUACGGAUAAGUCUGCUGUACAUGGCAGGAGUCGUGGCGGGUAAGCGUCAACGAGAGGACCCCGGUGGUCGGUGGAACUAUGGGGCUAAUAGGGGCAUCCUGGUGGUUCACCCUAAUCCUGAGGAUAACUGGGCCGGGAUGCGCUGUCCAUACAAGCUGCUCCGUAUGAUCCUGGCACUGGUCUGCAUGAGUUCGGAGGUGGGACGAGCUGUCUGGCUGCGCUUCUCCCCACCCCUGCCCUCCUCGGGGCCCCAGCCCAGUUUCAUGGCACACCUUUCGGGGGCCGUGGUGGGCAUCAGCAUGGGGUUGCUCAUCCUGCGCAGCUACGAGGAGAGCCUGCAGAAGCAGUGCUCCUGGUGGGUCAUCAUCUUCUCCUUCAUCACUUUCCUCCUCUUCGCCAUCUUCUGGAACAUAUUUGCCUACGAGCUGCUCGGCGUGCAGAUCCCGCCCCCUCCCUGA
Molecule: messenger RNA, 1062 nt
Organism: Lampris incognitus (smalleye Pacific opah)
Lineage: Eukaryota; Metazoa; Chordata; Actinopteri; Lampriformes; Lampridae
Gene: rhbdl1
Product: rhomboid, veinlet-like 1 (Drosophila)
Exons: 6
Coding region: 91-1062 (323 amino acids)
Cellular component (GO): membrane
Molecular function (GO): serine-type endopeptidase activity
Source: RefSeq, a predicted model, not a curated record